Phragmites australis (common reed) is the source of this 1590-nucleotide messenger RNA. RefSeq lists its product as uncharacterized. Lineage: Eukaryota; Viridiplantae; Streptophyta; Magnoliopsida; Poales; Poaceae. The coding region runs from base 207 to 1271 and encodes 354 amino acids. The record is from RefSeq and is a predicted model, not a curated record. The transcript is spliced from 6 exons.
UCUCUUUUGGAAUCCCCCUUCUCUGUUUCGAACUCCCCUAAAAGGGGAACGGCUGCCAGCCGGCGACAACUACCACGCCGUCUUUCCUCCGCCUAGUCGCUGCCGACGUCGGCGCAGGCGCCACCUCCUCCUCGCCGCCCUCGUCCUCUCAUCUUCUUGCUCCGCCCCUCCGACGACUACAUCCCGCUGGGCCACCGCUCGCGUAAAUGGCGCACCAUCCACCGCCGAGGGCCGCCGGCGAAGCGCCCCGGACCCCGCUGGAGCAGCGCUCCGCCCCCUGCGUCACCUACGUGCAGAAAUGCGUCGUGCUUGUGGACUGGUGGCUGGAGAGGGUGGAGGGCGAGGAUGGCAAGAUCCGCGUCGCCGGGUUCACUGACACGGCUCAGACGAGGCAAGGCGCGUCUUCCUCAAAGGGAAACAAGAGAAGAGCAGUUCGAGUGUUCAAGUCUGCCGCCAUUUCGAGGCGGUAUGAUUACUUUACAAUUGAGACCGCAGAUGGUAACCUGAUAAAGAUCGGGCGUCUCUUGAACAUUCCCCAAACACGGGAUAAUGGAUUUCCUCAGGAGGUAUGUGAAUGCUUCGAGUUGGGCUUUCCAGUUGAAUGGGAGAAGCUUGCUAAUCCAAACAUGGAGCAGAUGAAUGGACAAGCAGGAUCGCCAUCGAAAUCUACUGCUAAUGCACCAAGUAGUUCAGUUGAAUGUUGUAUGGAGAAGUUGUUGUGUGGCAGCAUUAUCAAUUCAAUAGGAUACACUUUUGCGGAGAGUGAUUUCAACUCAUCCAGAAUGUCUACCAGCAAUACAGAUGGACAUCUUAUCCAAAGGCUUUCAAAUUUAUCGAAUGGUAAUACAGGUAACAGAGAUAGUUUAAUGGGCAAAAUGGCUGCUUCCAAGGGAUUAGGCGAUGGCAGAAUGGAUAUUUGUACGAGUGUUACAUCCUCUGACUUAAAAGAACGUGGAACUCCCAAACGCGGCAAAGCUUCAGUGGAUCUGGGGACAGCAAAUGCAUUAGAAGUAUCAAGUCAAGGGAUGACUCCACAGUUUGGGGCUGUUCGAGGUUCAGAAGAUAAUACAGUCAGGAGAUUACGGAGUGGCAAAGUCUUUGGAGUGCCAAGUAGUGCUCCAGCGAAUAGGGGCUACAUGGAGAAAAGAAUGAAGCACGAAGCAUCCAACGGAAAGAUGGUAUCAAAUGAAGGGGUCACAACCACUGCAGAUCUGACUUCUCAUGGAAAUGGUUGCUCAGUUGCCGGGAUUGUUGCUGAAGAAAUCACAUGAUUCAUGUAGGAAAGGAAGAGAAAGGCCAGCAAAGACGGGAAGAGGAAGGCAAACAAACAGAAGAGCCGCAAGAAACGAGUCCAAAAAAACUGUUCUGGAACUGGGUGUGAAACUCACGAUAAGGUUGUUGUAUCUAGAUUUUGUAAGUAAGUUGCUAGCUAAUUUGUGUAGAUGUAUCGUACCAUGUGCUAUAUGUGUUGUAUUGCAUGUUCCAGCGUUAGCUUCCACACAUUGGCAGAUGGUGCCGCUACUUUCGGUAUCUCUUAAUACCUCUUUACUAUCCCGUAAUAUAUAAGUCCCAGCUAUUUCUAGUACUGAA